GGUGCUGAUUUUCUCUGACAUGAAUCGCAAUCCAAGGUAAUGUCUUCCAUCCCUAAACAUUUCAGAUUCAUUCCCAUUCAGCUUCACCCCUUUUUAGUUUCUCUUCUGAUGAUCACUAAUGCGUAAAAUCUCAUCAAUCUAUCUGAGCAUGACUCAUUUACACAAGCUGGGAACACCAUCCGUUCUCAAGUGGGUUUCUUCAAGCCUCUCUAGAGUAUUAGGACAUCCAGCUAGGUCAAUUGGGUCUUUCCCAAAUGCCCAACCCCCUAGGUUUUACACAACUAAAAAGACCCCUUUAACUCAAAACGGCAGAAAUGCUGGUAGAGUGUCUCGUGCUGUUCGGCGAGAAGCGCAAGCUGCAUUGUUAGACUAUUUGUAUUGUAAUAGAGGCUUGCACUUUGCGGAUGCUGAGAAUAUGAGCAAAAACUCGCCGCAUUUUCUCAAUAAGCUUUUGAAAUGCGUUGGUAAUGAGAAGGAAAUCCGACAGACGAUUGCCCAUUACUUGCUUUACCACCCUCUUGAUGAAUUCGAGCCUUUCUUUGAGAGUUUGGGGUUGGAACCUUCUGAGUAUUUUCAUUUCCUUCCACAUUAUUCGAUGUUCUUGGUCGAUGAGAAGUUGUUGCUUCACAAUUAUGCUGUGUUAUGUCAGUAUGGGGUUGAGCGUAAUUGGAUAGGGAAGAUAUACAAGGAAGCCACGGAAAUUUUUCGGUAUGAUUUUGAGGUUUUGCGAUCGAAACUUCAAGUUUUUGAAGAACUGGGUCUCAGUAGACAUGCUAUAGUCAGUUUUAUUGUUGCCCGUCCUUGUUUGUUAGUUGGGGAUGUAGAUGAGGCAUUUGUUGAGGUGUUGAAAAUAUUAAGGAGUCUUGGGUUUGAAACCAGUUGGGUUCAGGGGAACUUGUCAGAAUCGGAAUCUUAUAAUUGGGGACGGAUCCGUGGAGUUCUGAGUCUUCUUAGUGACAUUUGUUGUAGUAACAAGCAGUUGGGUGCAUUACUUGGCCAGCAUCCAGAUAUUGUGUUUGAGGCUUCAGGGGAAAGAACUUUUUUACUAAUUGGAAUACUUCUAAAAUUUGGAUGCACAAAGAGCCAGAUAUGUUCAUUAUUUCUGCAGUUCCCGCAAAUUGAAGUAACGAGAUUUGUUUCAAAUAUAAGGAGAUGCUUUUUGAUCCUGAAUGAAAUCAGCAUGGGGUUUACAGAGAUAGGGAAGAUUGUGCAUUCUCAACCGCUGCUACUCGGUUCCAUUGCGUUGAAAAGUACCAACACCUUACUUGUUAACUUAAAAAUCGGCAAGAAGGAGCUGUCUAGAUACAUUCAGGAGAACCCGCAAGAAAUGAAGAAUUGGGUACUUAGGAAAACCCUUAGGCCAUUAGAGCUGGAAGAGAGCCUCAGAUCAAAGACACCCAAGUUGAAGUUAUUAAAAGAUAUAGGAUUUUUAGAGAACCCUGGCAAAAUAACAGAAGCUGUAAAUCAGUUUAAGGGCAGUGGAUGGGAGCUUCUGGAAAGAUUUGAUUGCAUUGUUGAAGCUGGUUUAGAUCGCGAUGAAGUCUGUAAAAUGAUUAAAAGAUGGCCUCCAGCUCUUUGUCAGUCAAAGAAACUUAUCGAAAUGAAAAUUGAUCUCCUUGUCAAUCAUUUGUGUUAUCCCUUAUCAAGUUUGCUGGGCUUCCCAAGAUAUCUUUCUUGUGGAAUAAAAAGGAUCCGGCACAGGGUACUCGUGUACAAUUGGCUCAAAAGUCAAGGGGCAGUAGAUUCUGGUACUGCCUUGAGCCUUAUUUUUUAUCCCUCAGAUUCAUGUUUUCUAAGGAAGUUUGUAAAUCAUCAUCCUGGUGGUCCUGAAGUUUGGCAGGAUUUGAAGAAUAUAAUUGAUUCAGGGUGAGAAAAAAAAAGUCAUUGCCCCCCACUUUCAAGAUUUUACACUGUUGUCUGUUAAUGCUAUUAGUGCUAUUUUUUGUUUUUUGAACUUAUUUAUUGAGGAUUAGCUAGUUGAAGGUGAUAUAGCAUCUAAAAAUUAAAACAAUGAAAUCAGUUUAUCAUAACAGCUGCUUUUAGGCUUGUUUUUCUUACUGAUUUACUGAGGAUUUGCUAUCUGAAGGUGAUAUAGCACCUAAGAGUUAAAACAACGAGAUCAGUUAUCAUUACAGCAUCUUCUUUGUAGCUAGAAAUAUUUUCUGUCACUUUCUGUUUGAAUACAGUAGCUUGUGUUUAUAGUCCUGGAAAUAUCUCUAGAAUUGCAGCUUGCAUUUCUGGGUUAUAGAUGGCGCUAAUUUGAUGUAGCUGCAUAAGCGAAUUUUCAGGCGAAUGAGCAAGGCAUGAAUAGUUAGGAUAAAUGCUUUCCAGCAUUUUACAUAUCUACUUAUGGAAAGAGAUACCAAGCUGGCGAAGGGGCAAAGAAGAACCUGCACAAGUGUUUCAUGUCUGAUACAAAUUGACAGAACUAAAUCGCUUGGUUUAAAUUUCUUUAAAAAGCUUACUGACCCUAAAUCUUCAAGGUUGUGAAUAGACUAGACCUCUAGUCGAGGGUAUCUGCUGCAGGCUUCUGAUUUUGUUCCAAGUGGAAAGGCGAAGUGCAGCAAGAACAGUGCCCUUUUGGAAUGUUCGAUAUAUUGGGAUCUCAUCUUGUGGAUUGCUGUCUUUUAAGCGCAUCAUGACUCAGCACAGCCUCAACACUGAAAUGAGUGAAAUCCGGUUUAACAAGAGCUGGAGCAGUAGUCGACAUUUGCCUGAUCAACUACAAGGCUUCAUCACCGUUAAACUUGCCGGCUUCAUACAACAUAUGACGAGAGAAACAGUAGUGUCACAAAAGGAGACCGAUAUACUGAAAUAAUAAAC
Messenger RNA from Argentina anserina (silverweed cinquefoil), 2823 nucleotides. Its product is annotated as transcription termination factor MTEF18, mitochondrial-like. Gene Ontology annotation, biological process: regulation of DNA-templated transcription. Gene Ontology annotation, molecular function: double-stranded DNA binding. The coding region runs from base 119 to 1870 and encodes 583 amino acids. The transcript is spliced from 2 exons. NCBI's taxonomy places the organism in Eukaryota, Viridiplantae, Streptophyta, Magnoliopsida, Rosales, Rosaceae. The record is from RefSeq and is a predicted model, not a curated record.